This is a messenger RNA of Pseudopipra pipra, 1028 nucleotides long. RefSeq names its product HIV-1 Tat interactive protein 2 (gene HTATIP2). The transcript is spliced from 5 exons. Lineage: Eukaryota; Metazoa; Chordata; Aves; Passeriformes; Pipridae. Gene Ontology annotation, biological process: import into nucleus. The record is from RefSeq and is a predicted model, not a curated record. Gene Ontology annotation, cellular component: cytoplasm. The coding region runs from base 52 to 756 and encodes 234 amino acids.
CGCAGCCGCUCCCGCCCGGGCCCGCCCCAGCCCCGCCGGGCGCUCCUCGCUAUGGCGGCCGCGCCGAGUGGCGGCAGCGGCCGGACCUGCUUCGUCCUUGGCGGCUCGGGGGAGACGGGCCGGGCGCUGCUGCGGGAGCUGCUGUCCCGGCGGCUCUUCGCCCGGGUGACGCUGAUCGGGCGGCGCCGGCUGAGCCUGGGCCCGGAGGCGGAUGCGGCCGUGGAGCAGGCGGUGGUGGACUUCGAGCGGCUGGGCGAGCACGCCGCUGCCUUCCAGGGGCACGACGUGGGCUUCUGCUGCCUGGGCACCACCAGGGCCAAGGCUGGCGCAGACGGCUUUGUCCGGGUGGACCGGGACUACGUGGCGCAGGCAGCAGAGCUGGCACGGGCAGGGGGCUGCAAGCACUUUAUCCUGCAGUCCUCCCAGGGGGCAAACGCACAGAGCAGCUUCCUCUACCUCCGCGUGAAGGGAGAAGUGGAGAACCUGGUCCAGGCUGUUGGUUUUGAUCGCUGUACCAUUCUCCGGCCAGCGGUGCUGCUGUGCAAGCGCCAGGAGUCCCGGCCCAUGGAGUGGGUAACUCGGCAGUUCCUGGGUGUUGUGGCUCGGGUCUUCCCCACCGCUUACUCAGUGCCUGUGGAAACAGUGGCCAGGGCUAUGGUGGCCUGUGUGCUGCAGCCAGGCGAGGAGAAGGUGAAGGUGCUGGAGAACAAGGCCAUCCAUGAGCUGGGAAAGGCAGUGCCACAGCAGGGCAUGUAGAGCAAAAGGGAUGGCAGGAAACAGCUUGGUUCACCAUUCAGACGCUCUUUUGGGCCGAGGAUGAACGCACGCAUGGGAGAGGUGCAGGGUGCUUAUAUGGCUAAUGUGGAGCCAGAGGUGGGUGCCCUUCUUUACACAGUGGCUCAUUCUGUCAAGGAAUCAAAAAUGCAGAUGCCGGAUGAGGAGAAACAAUGUGCUCUGCUGCCUGGAUCCAAAAAGCAAAUGCAGAUAAAGUGGUGUAAUCCAGGCCUUGAAUAAAACUCUAUGACUGA